Molecule: messenger RNA, 947 nt
Organism: Brassica oleracea var. oleracea
Lineage: Eukaryota; Viridiplantae; Streptophyta; Magnoliopsida; Brassicales; Brassicaceae
Exons: 7
Coding region: 119-766 (215 amino acids)
Source: RefSeq, a predicted model, not a curated record
CAAGAAGCAAACUAGCUUCUCUCUUCCAUACUUCCAACGCAUCACGUUCUUUCCAUUUCCCUCGCCGGUAAAACAGAGACCACACAGAAAACACGACCGACGAACAAGAACAAGAAAAAUGUCUGCGACGACUGCGAUUUUCUCUCUAACGAACUCUAAUGCCGUCUCCACCGGAUUCAACAGUCGAAAGCUCCAUUGCAAUAACGCCGUAGCUAAAACCACUUCGCUGAUGAAGCCUUGGCCUCUUUCCUCUAGAUUCUCCCCUUUGAUUUCACCAACUGUUAAAUCUUCGGUGUCCAGGAGGUUCGACACUCUCAUGGAGUGGCAAGAAUGCAAAGUGAGGAAGAAGGUGGAAGUGCCUGUAUCAGUUGCUUACGGACUCUACUCCGAGAGAGAGGCGAUCCCUAGAUGGAUGACUUUCAUUUCAUCCGUAAAGGUGCUGAAGGACAAAUCUGAUUUGUCUCGAUGGACACUGAAGUAUUCAGCGUUUGGUCAGAAUCUAGAGUACUCUUGGCUCGCUAAGAACUUGCAGCCUCUCCCGAACCAGAAAAUACAUUGGAUUUCUCUGGAAGGCCUUCCCAACAGGGGCACUGUUCGGUUUUUCCCGCAAGGACCUUCAUCAUGUGAAGUGGAACUAACCUUUGCGUACGAAGUUCCGCUGCUACUUGUACCAUUUGCAACAGCGCUUCAACCGCUAAUGCAAGGAAUGAUUAAGGAUAGUUUGGAGCUAUUUGCAGAGAUUGCAAAAACCACAAAGACCACUUAGUUAAACAAACACACAACAGCAAAAUUAUCCACAAUACAUAUAUAUUCUCAUUGUUCUUACAAGGAAUUUGCAUAGAGAAUUAUUGUCAUGACGACAGAGUUAUCAUUUUUAUUUUUUUAUACAGAAUUGUUCAUGUCAAGAAAUGACUUUUUUUAUAUAAUAUAGUCACUACAUUUUAAUC